This is a messenger RNA of Nymphaea colorata (pocket water lily), 892 nucleotides long. Its product is annotated as allene oxide cyclase, chloroplastic-like. The transcript is spliced from 4 exons. The coding region runs from base 67 to 693 and encodes 208 amino acids. Gene Ontology annotation, biological process: jasmonic acid biosynthetic process. Gene Ontology annotation, molecular function: allene-oxide cyclase activity. Lineage: Eukaryota; Viridiplantae; Streptophyta; Magnoliopsida; Nymphaeales; Nymphaeaceae. The record is from RefSeq and is a predicted model, not a curated record.
GCAAGAAAGGAAGACGCGUCCUUUGAUCACAGACAGAGUGAAAGAAGAAGAAGAAGAAGAAGAUCCAUGGCUUCUCUUCCAUCCGGAGCCUCAUCUCUCAUGCUUAAGGCUCCCCUGGGAUCAGGAACAGGAGUUCAAGAGCUGUCUAAGAAGGAAUGUGCAGAGAGUACUGGAAUUCAAGAGCUGCAUGUUUAUGAGAUGAACGAGCGAGACAGGAGCAGCCCUGCCUAUCUUCGUCUCAGCCAGAAACAAGUCAAUUCGCUCGGUGAUCUGGUGCCCUUCAGCAACAAGAUUUACAGUGGAAACCUGGAGAAGCGACUGGGUAUCAGCGCAGGUAUCUGCAUCCUGAUACAACACGUACCGGAGAAGAAAGGCGAUCGAUACGAGGCCAUCUACAGCCUCCACUUCGGAGACUACGGCCACAUCUCUAUCCAAGGACCUUACCUGACAUACGAGAACACGUACUUGGCAGUAACAGGAGGCUCGGGUGUAUUCAAAGGAGCUCGUGGACAAGUGAAGCUUCACCAGCUGAUCUUCCCAUUCAAGAUCUUCUACACCUUCUAUCUCGAAGGCAUUCCACCACUGCCUGCUGAGCUGCUUGGGGAACCAGUCCCUCCUUCACCCGCAGUGGAACCUACCCCUGCAGCUAAGGCCACAGAGCCCCAUGCCACCAUCCCUAACUUCACCAACUGAUUGGAUCUUUAUCACGGCUAGUUAGUUCUUCGGUCUUAUAGGAGACAUAGCUCGAUGUAUGUUUUCUGGUCAUUUGUUUGAAGCCCUUGUUGAAUUGGUUGAUUGUGCCUUGGAGUCAUGUUCUGUAAGCAAGAUUUGGUCAUUCAAUUGUAGUACAAAAUUAGUGUAUCUGUUUGUGCGGCUACGAAUAAAGGUCUUU